Molecule: messenger RNA, 3344 nt
Organism: Nothobranchius furzeri (turquoise killifish)
Lineage: Eukaryota; Metazoa; Chordata; Actinopteri; Cyprinodontiformes; Nothobranchiidae
Gene: sema4ab
Product: sema domain, immunoglobulin domain (Ig), transmembrane domain (TM) and short cytoplasmic domain, (semaphorin) 4Ab
Biological process (GO): negative regulation of axon extension involved in axon guidance; axon guidance; negative chemotaxis
Cellular component (GO): plasma membrane
Molecular function (GO): semaphorin receptor binding; chemorepellent activity
Source: RefSeq, a predicted model, not a curated record
CUGGAGCUGAGUCUUUACGGGACUCGAACUCGUGUUUCUGGUCAUAAGGUGGCCCCGGAGCCGCAGAUUGCAGACCUGUUGUUGUUCUUCUCCAGGGGUGUCUCUCUCUAUGACAACUUCCGGUUCCCCUACAGCCCCCACAGAUGUGCUCAUUCCCGGUAAACACAAAGCGACUUCGCAGCUAACGAAGGAUGGACAGAAACCGGAGCGGUAACGGGAGCGGUCAAGCCUGAGGAUGGAGAGUUAGCUUCAGACCCAGAGCCUGUCCUCUGACCUCUGACCCCUGACCCUACACACACCUGAGGUCUAUUAACCUCAUUAAUGAUCCAAUGGACAGCCUCAGCUUCUUGACGCUUAUGGUGGUUCUGCUGGGUUUAAUGGGCCGCUGCAUGUCUGGACCAACUCCUCGGCUGUCCUUCCUUACAGGGAGUUCUGGCAGACGCCUCACCUUCUUCAGUAGUCAUGAAGUCAGCAACACCACCACGCUGCUUCUCAGUGAAGAUGAAGAAACGCUGUACGUAGGAGCUUGCAAUGCUGUGUUUGCCCUGGAUGUUGGCAGCGAGGACGUCAUCACACUGAGGAAGAAGCUGGACUGGAGUCCCUCAGACAAAGACCUGGAACAGUGUUCUAUGAAGGGCAAGAAAAAAGCAGACUGCCAUAACUUUAUCCGUGUGCUUCAGUUCUUAAACUCCACCCACCUUUACACCUGUGGGACCUUCGCCUUCAGCCCACACUGCACCUACAUCCACUUGGACACAUUGAAGAUGGACCCCAGUACCGAAGAGGGCAGAGGUCGCUGCCCGUAUGACCCCUACCAGCGUAACACUGCCAUCGUCGUGGAUGGAGAACUUUACACAGCCACCAUGGCGGACUACAGGGGGAACCGACCCGUCAUCUCCAGACACCUCAGUGAGAGCAGCCGGGUGGACAUGAAGUUGGACGACGCUUUAGGGUGGCUGGAGGAUCCCACUUUUAUCAGCUCCAUCUUCAUCCCACAUGACGAGAAGAUCUACUUUUUCUUCAGAGAAGUGGGCCGAGAAUACAACUUCAUAGACAAGUUUAUUGUGUCCCGGGUCUCUCAGAUCUGCACGAGUGAUGUCGGAGGUCAGCGGACUCUGCAGAGACGAUGGACCACGUUUGCCAAAGCUCAGCUGUUGUGUCAGGCUGGCACUGAGCUGCCCUACAACGUCAUCCAGGAUAUUGUCAUCCUCCCACCAGCAGAGGGCGAUCCUGCAGAUGAAACUGUGUUUUACGGGAUCUUCACCUCCCAGUGGGCUGUGAACUCUGGACGCUCAGCAGUGUGUUCCUUCAGCCUGACAGACAUAAAAUCCGUCUUCUCCGGAAACUACAAGGUUCUAAAUCGGGAAACAUUACAGUGGAGCACCUGGGUCCAGGAGAAAAUCGCCAAUCCUGGAGAGUGUGGCCUGCACAACGCCUCAGAUAAUGUGCUGCGCUUUGUCAAAGAGAACUUCCUGGCAGAAGGCAGCGUUCGUCCCCAUGGGAGGCGUCUGACGAUGGAGACCUCCAGACACGCCUACAGCCGCCUGAAGGUUCAGAGGGUCCAGGCCGCCAACAGGAAACACUACACCGUCCUGUUUCUGCUUACAGAAGCAGGAUUCCUACACAAGGCGGUUCUGCUGCAGCCUGGGGUCCACAUCAUUGAGGAGGUUCAGGUGUUUGAGGCUACUCAGCUCAUCAAGAGCCUAGAACUCUCCAUCUCUAAGGGACAGCUAUAUAUUGGAACAUCUGAGGGUGUGCUGAGGGUUCCUACGUCCAACUGUUCCUACUACUGGACAUGUGCUCAGUGUGUUCUUUCCCGAGACCCGUUCUGUGGCUGGGACCCUGUCACUAGGAUCUGCACGGAGGUCACUGGAUCCCAAAGCACCCUGAUCCAGGACAUUGAUGGUGGAAAUGUUGAAGAUUCCUGCAACAGCCUUUCAUCAACACACAUAACCAGAUUUGGUCCAAGCAAACGGCCCUCGGCCUCGUGUCCAGCAGGUGAGCUGGUAUCUGUGUCUCUGAACGAGGUGGUCCGGCUCCACUGUCCAGCUGCGUCCCAGCUAUCCCAGCAGCUGUGGGAACGACCCAACAGCCGGAUCUCCGCUGACCUGUACCUGCAGUUGGAGGAUGGGAGUCUGAGUUUCGUGGCCACCCCGACUACCCUGGGACACUACCUGUGCUUGUCCACAGAGAACCAUUACCGACAGACCAUGGCCAUCUACCAGGUGAAGCAGAAGAGCAGUACCGGGUCUCAGACACCACCCAGCUACACCAGAACUUGGGCCAGACCCACAACUCAGGCAUCAACCAGACCUGGAACACACACCUCUGGAACUAGGAACUGGCCAAAAGACACAGAAUCAAGACAGGUGGAGACAAAACCCUCGCUGUCCAUCAGGAACAGUCAUGUCACCACCCCUCAGCUCAGCAGGAACCGGACCCUGUGGACAGCAGGGUCGGGGCUGAGAGGAGCCAUGUUCCCUGAUGGGGAGCCCGUGCUGUCGGCCCCGUGUCCCAGAUUCCUGAAAGAGUUGGUAAUAGUUUCUGUUCUGCUGGUCAUCUGCCUUAGUCUGCUUGUCACGAUGACACUGUAUGCUGUCAGACAGCGAUGUCAGAGCAGGACCGCCCCCCAGACCAGAACGCUAACCAGAGACACUGACAGUCGGACCUCUGAGGACCAGGAGGCUCUGAGAGGAAACCAGAUUUUCAAUAAGCGCAGCUGUCAGGCGCAGAAUGGGGAUCGAGCUGCUGGACUCGUCUGUAACGGGUCACUUUUAGAAUAUAGACAGAAUCUACCCAACACCCCUCUCUGAGACACAAAGGCCACAAGGGCUUCUGGUACCAGUAGGUCAAGGCCCAAUGGACCAGGUUCUGUUUAAGGUCCAGACUCCUAGUACAGUGGUGUCUAAAGAUGGAGGACAGUCAUCUCCUGGUACUGAGUGAACCAUACGUGAAAUGUGAACGCUUUACAGGCAUUCCUGUGCCCUCGGUUCACCCACUAUUGUGCUCCGUUACAGAACAAUUGGACUGAGAGCAGGACCAACCCAGUUGGGCUUUAAAGAUCAUCAAUCAUCAGGAUCUUUUCACAUUUAGUGAAGUUGGGUGUAAAGGUCCUUGAAGAGCCACCAGAACUGGCUCUGGUUCCAGGAUAGACACGGCUGCGUUUUGUUGAUUAAAGUUCUCUGAGAUAAAUCGGUAUGAACCAGAAUCAGUACCAGUACAGCAAAGGGUCUGGACUAGUAACGAUGAUGUUCCAGUCCCAUCUGAUUUCAGAUGUUCUGUGUGGACCCAUCAGAACUGAAUGUUUACCUGCUUUUCAAUAAAAUGGCUUUCAGCUGUCUGGA